CUACAAAACCUGAAGCAUAAGCUGUCAAUUCCAUUUCGUCCACGCUCACAAAAACCAAUCUAGGGUUCAGUCGAUAUGCAGGGUGGGAUGUCUCAGUCGAACCGUCCUUCCAUGAUGCAGGCCAGUGCAACUGCAAGCGAAGGUUUAGGACAGACACCUCGUCGGAAGUUUCGCAAGGGUGACCGCACUCGGAGAAUGUGGGUUCCAAGAGAGGAGGAGAUUUUGGCAUCUGCAUUGCUGGAUUUGGUUGCUGGUGGCUGGAAAGCCGAUAACGGAUUUCGAACUGGGUAUCUCACCAAAAUCGAGGACAGCCUUCGUGCCGAGUUCCCCAAAACUGACUUGAAGGGAACCCCUCACAUAACCUCUAAAAUUUCGGCUUGGAAAAAGAGCUAUGGCAUCCUAAGAGCGAUCCUGGGGCGCACUGGAAUUGGGUUCAACAGUGAUGGUGAUCAUAAGAUAGAUUGCACCGACGAACAGUGGGAGCAGAUCGUUGCGGCUGACAAAGAUGCCAAAUUUAUGCGAACCAAAUCGUGGCCCUAUUGGGAGACAUGGAAGUGUAUCUUCGGCAAGGAUAGAGCAUCCGGGAUGGGAGCUGAAACACUUCAAAAUGCAGCCAAGCGUGUGCGUGCCGAAAUGGCCGGUGGGAGCCAGGUGUAUGAGAAUGACUAUCACCCAUCACUGGAUGAUAUAGAGUUAGAAACCUCCCCACCCCUUGAGCAGACAACCGACCUUAAUGACACCGCUUCUAGGCAAAGUGUUAAGGAAAUGUCCUCUGUCAAAACCACUAGCGUGAAGCGCAAACGUGAUAUGGGCGAUGCCCCUCUGAUGGAGUACCUCGGUAACCUACAUGCGGAAACAAAUGCAAGAUUGGAGAUGAUUUCCAAAAGGAUCGGAUAUGAGUUUGACUGCAUGAAAGCAAGAGAGGAUGUGUUUGAGAAAUUGUGCACUGUACUUCAAAUGCGAUUUUUGGGGCACCAACCAAUAGGGGAGUUGGAGGCGCAUGAACUAGUGUGUGGGGACUUGGUCGACGGUCCAACUUGGGGAUCCCCAAAUGUGGUUGGUUUGGGUAGGGUUCGUGACAUUCGAACAUGA
This is a messenger RNA of Salvia hispanica, 1092 nucleotides long. RefSeq lists its product as uncharacterized. The record is from RefSeq and is a predicted model, not a curated record. NCBI's taxonomy places the organism in Eukaryota, Viridiplantae, Streptophyta, Magnoliopsida, Lamiales, Lamiaceae.